CAUCAACAAUCAUAUAAUGCUAUGCAGUCAGUGGUGGGGAAUACUUGGGUUCCUUUUCUCUUCUUGUCCUUUGGUUCUUUUCCUUUCCUCUUCAGUUCUCCUCUCCUCUCCUCCAAAAGAGCUGCUGUAAAUAAAUUUUGUUAGUGCCUCUUCUAGUUCUUGGUAUUUUGGAGCUGCAGCUUCUUUGCAGGGAUUGAGAUGCAAAUGUUGAAGGGAUCAGUUGUUUCCCAACCUAGUGUUCUUGCACAUGCAAAUCAUGUUGCAAGUUUUGCUCCUCUGCCUAACAUGAACCCGGCAAAGGCUAGAAAUUUUCGAAGUAUUUUUUUUGGAUCGUAUGGUAGACUCAAAAGUAUUACAAGAGCAUGCGAACUUUUUGUUCAACCUUGUGAAAAGAAGACUUGGGCUGUUUGCUGUAUUUUCAGUUCCUCUUCUGAUGGAAAUGGCAGUUUAGCUGGAAACUUCGACGAGAAUGAUGAGGAAUUCGUGAAUUCUAGCGUCCUCGAAGCCGUCGAGGCAAGAAGUGAAUCGGAUGGCCUCGUGAUAAAGAUGCAUGAUGGCCGGAGUCUAAGAUGUGUUCAUAAUAGCCCUCAGGCAGGAAACUUGCCCUACUAUCCUCCUCACCCAGCCAUCGUGUUGAAAGUGGAAGAUGGAAGUGAUACAUUGCUUCCUCUCCUAGUCGUUGAGAUGUCAAGCGUAUUGCUAAUUGCUGCAAUUUGUCAGAUUCAGCUGGUGAGACCAACCAUGUAUGAAGUAGUCCAAGAAUUGAUAGAGAAGAUGGGAUACACUGUACACCUUGUUAGAAUCACCAAGAGAAUAAAAGAAACUUACUUUGCAAAGUUGUAUCUAACAAAGGUUGGAAGCAAGAACGAGACUAUUAGCUUUGAUAUCCGACCUUCAGAUGCCAUUAAUAUGGCUGUCCGAUGCAAGGUACCUAUACAAGUCAACAAAGAUCUUGCACUGAGGGAUGGAAUGAAAAUAGCCGAGCCAACAAAGUUAGCUGUGAAAACUGUUCUAUCAUACGGCGCUUUAUUUACAGAACUCGAUAGGCCUGAUGGUCAGCCUUGCAAUGAAGCCAUUGAGUUUGACAUGGUUCGUAACAUGCUGAUUGCUGCUGUCGAGGAAAGAUACAAAGACGCUGCACGGUGGAGGAACAAGCUUUUUCUGCACCGAUCAAAGACGAAGAGCUGGCCUUGACUUCUGCACUCGAUCAAACAUGUAAAUUCCGAUGUCGAUACUAUAAUCUCCGGGGCCUAAUGCGGACUGCAUCCACUGUUGGAACGAUACCGCCAAGCAAAUGAAUGAAUCAGUUGCAGUGGUUGAAAUGCAUGUAUCAGCUUCUUCAUGUACAGUGACAAAUAAUGUACUGGAGUGUGGUUUUCAGUAUGUCUUCUUCCACUCUCUUGGUUGGCUCAUGAAAUGCAAAGAGAAUUUUACUCUUUUUUAAAAAAAUAUUCUUUAUAACAAUCACAUUCGUAUAAGUGUUGUCGAAACGACCCUUAUAAGUUGCUAUUAGUAUUUUACCUCACUUUUCUAGAUCCCAGGCAAAAUAAGAAGCUUAGUAGAUUGAUGUUGUC
Zingiber officinale is the source of this 1574-nucleotide messenger RNA. Its product is annotated as bifunctional nuclease 2-like. Lineage: Eukaryota; Viridiplantae; Streptophyta; Magnoliopsida; Zingiberales; Zingiberaceae. Gene Ontology annotation, cellular component: VCB complex; nucleus. The transcript has 10 exons. The record is from RefSeq and is a predicted model, not a curated record. The coding region runs from base 199 to 1194 and encodes 331 amino acids. Gene Ontology annotation, molecular function: nuclease activity. Gene Ontology annotation, biological process: protein ubiquitination.